UCCAAAGGUGGGGACACAGAAAACUAGUUCACCAGCAGAAGUGCAAAAUGUUUGUAAGCUCCAGGUGGGAAACCUGGGCUGCUGUGAGCUGGCUCUUUGCGUGCUAAAUCCGGUAAUGAGGACAAGAGAAUACCUGCUUCUAGAGGGGGUUGCUGGAUUGAAUGAGAAAUCGCGCGAGCCGCUCAGCUUUUCGCUCGGAGCAGAGGGAGCCAGGCCCUUAGGAUUUCUCCGUGGGGUCUCAGGUCAGGAUCAGCCUGGGGCCACCCAGGGGCGGAGCGCAGCGGGGACCCGGCGGAGGUCUGCCCCGCCCACGCGGGGUCGAAGCCCGUCGAAUGACUCGGUGCAACGUGUUGGUGGCUGCUGCGGCGGCGGCGCGGGUUCUUCCGGGCUCUGCUGCUUCCUGCCGAGCACCGCGCAGCCGCCUCGGCCGCGGGAGCCCCCGGCGCAGGCCUCCGGGGUGCAAGCCUCCGGGGCGCAGACCUCCUGGCUUCAAGUCUCCCGGGCUCAGGCUUCCGGGAGGCAGACCUCCGAUCGUGCGCACAGCUCGCCAUGAGCGCCCUGUCGCCGCCGCCGCCGCCGCUGCUGCUGCUGCUCGCUCUCCUGGCCGCGCCCGCCGUCCUCGCUCGCACAGCCGAGUCCGCCUCGGCCUUACAGCUCGAAGCGGAGCAGCAGCCUCCGCCUAGCCUGGGAAAUGUCACCCGGCUGGGAUCUGGCGUGGCGGGCGGGGGCGGCUCCAACAGCAGCGGCAACGCAGUGGUGACCCGUAUCUCCAGCUUGCUUCGCGACCUGCCCACCCUGAAGGCUGCGGUGAUCGUGGCGUGCGCCUUCAGCGCGCUGCUCAUCGCCUGCCUGCUGCUGCGCGUCUUCAGGCUGGGAAAGAGGCUGAAGAAGACCCGCAAGUAUGACAUCAUCACCACUCCUGCUGAGCGCGUGGAGAUGGCCCCACUGAACGAGGAAGACGACGAGGAUGAGGACGCCACAGUAUUUGACAUCAAGUAUAGGUAAAGCCAUUCGGGAUUGUCAGCAUCCUUCCUGGGGGAAGCUGGUCGACGACAGCCUGGGAUAUAGAGGUCUGGGCACCGUCUCUCACCUGAGGUGUUGAAACCAAAACCAACGUUAUUUAUGAAACUCUGGCUCCCCUCUGUGUGCCAGCAUCUGUUUGGAAUGUCAUCAUCAAACUUGUCCCCAGUCUCCAGAUGCGAGUCACCUCGGCUACUCUUUGAGAUGCCCUCCUUCCUUGAGGGGUUUUCUACCUUCCUAAGAGGCAAAGAUGGGAACACUGAUUUCAAAGCAUCUUUCUAGAACAACUGUAGAAGGAGGAUCAAUAAUUUAAAAAAAAAAACCAGGCUGGGGAGAUAGCUUAGCUCAUAACCUGAUUACCUUGUAAGCAGAGGACAUGGGUUUUGUCCCUAGAGCUCAUAUUUAAACAAAACUAGUGUGAUGGCCCACACCUCUAACCCAGCUCUGGGGAGAGAGGUGCAUCCCUGGGUUUGACUUCUCAGCCAGCCUAGCCCAGUGAGUUCCAGUGAAGACACCUGGUCACAAAACCAGUGGAGGACUCCAGAGGAACAGUGGCCAAAGUUCAUUUCUGGCCCCUAAACACGUUCCACAUUUACCAACACCACACACACACACACACACACACACACACACACACACACACACACACACAGACCCCUCAAAAGCCUGAAGAACCUUCAGAUGUACCUAGCAGAAUCCUGACAUUUUGUUCUUUCAAGUCUUUCUAUCUUUAUCAGGUCUGGCUUUAUCUGGGGAUAACUGUGUGACAUCUCAGAGUGGACAUACAAGUUCCCCGUCCUCCCCCACCCCACCGCACUCCACUCCAAGAGGCUUAGCAUAAACAGGAAUGGCUACUCCACAAACAAAUUUCAACUUUUCAGGGAUCAGAGCACAUGGGUGAGUGUGUGUAUGGUUGUGUACACCUGUUUCUAUUCUCAUGGGAGUGCAAAGUGCCAGGUAGCUUUUGGUGAUGUGUGUGUGUGUGUGUGUGUGUGUGUGUAUGUGUGUGUGCGCGCGCGCGUGCUGUAAAAAGUUUCUCUGUCCCACCCCAGUGCUGUGUUGUCUGUCUUAGGAAUAUAAUGUUAAGAAAUCACUGUGGUAAUUUAAAUGAAUGGUAGUUUGGUUGGCUGAAAAAGAAGGAGACAGGACAGUCAGGGACUCUGUUGGCAGUCAGCCCAGGCUAGGCUGGACUAGACUGGACUGGAAGCCCUCCUGGGCCCCUCACACCUAGCCUGGGAGCUGGGUACCCAGGGAUGCCCAGAGGAAAUAGGCCCUGGACUAACUGCUCAGGUUACUGAAGGCCUCCCACUGGGCCUCCUCACCUAUUGCUGUGGCUGGUGUGCUGUGCAAAUCUAAUCGCAGUGCCUUGGGGACCCAGGGGUGUAGUGUGUCUGGGAAGGUGGCUGCUGAUUUUGCCUUGUUUCCUUCCUUGGGUGUGUGCACAUGUCUGUUCGAUGCCCUUCUCUAUUGCUUUGGAUGAAAACCCCCAUGUUGGCCAGAUCCACCACACCAUCAGGCUCUCCAGUUCCUGACUGGGGUUGUGGUGGCGGCAGGUGGAAAGGGCCACCCUGGCUCCGGAGCCUGGCUGGGCACUGGUGCUUUGCAAGCCUAACUCAUCAUGGGGUGUGCCGUUCUCCUGGGUCCCCUUUAUCUCUGCGCCUGAGCUGACUUCUCUCAACCAUCUGCUCGGUUGGCCAGAGGGGUGGGGCUAGAAGCAGGGCAGAUGGCUGCCUCCCCUCAGCAUGCACUCACAGCACAGUGGUGACUCUAGGAAGCUGGCCACCCCCCCUCUCAGCCUUGGAGCUGUGACUGCCACCUCCCGUUCGGGGGUCCCAGGACUGCAGUUGAACCCUCUAGAAAAGCUGGAUGCUCCUGCCUUAUGCGUGAACACCACGGAUCCGGCUGCCACCCUCUCAUCACUUGACUUUGGCAAGAGCGGCACGACAGUGACCUUCCAAAUCCUGAUGAAACUUCAACACCACAGGCACUUAAAUAAAGAUCCUUAAAACAAACAACAA
This is a messenger RNA of Mesocricetus auratus (golden hamster), 3038 nucleotides long. RefSeq names its product family with sequence similarity 174 member B (gene Fam174b). The coding region runs from base 550 to 1005 and encodes 151 amino acids. The record is from RefSeq and is a predicted model, not a curated record. The transcript is spliced from 3 exons. NCBI's taxonomy places the organism in Eukaryota, Metazoa, Chordata, Mammalia, Rodentia, Cricetidae.